Formica exsecta is the source of this 10576-nucleotide messenger RNA. RefSeq names its product nucleosome-remodeling factor subunit NURF301 (gene E(bx)). The transcript has 24 exons. Gene Ontology annotation, biological process: regulation of transcription by RNA polymerase II. Gene Ontology annotation, cellular component: NURF complex. NCBI's taxonomy places the organism in Eukaryota, Metazoa, Arthropoda, Insecta, Hymenoptera, Formicidae. Gene Ontology annotation, molecular function: RNA polymerase II cis-regulatory region sequence-specific DNA binding. Bases 1464 to 9743 code for a protein of 2759 amino acids. The record is from RefSeq and is a predicted model, not a curated record.
UUAAGAUCGCGAGGAUUUCUCGUUCUGUAUAUAACGGGAGAGCAUAGUAUCUUAAAUUCUUCUAGUUUUCUCUCUUUUUUUUUAUUUGAUUUAUCGAACUGAUCGAACGCGUGCCCUGCGAGAUCUCGAGGACAAAGGGCACGAGGAGCUUUCAAAAUUUAUUUAAACGAUUACAAGAGGUAAAAGAAAAGAAAUCCUCAUUCACGUGAUUCGUUAUUAUCAAGGUUAUUGUGCACCGCGGAAAGUGUAAACUUUACGCGCAAUAAUAAUCUUGUAACGUUAUCGAUCGAGAGGAGUUAAAAUGGCGGCCGGAUCGGUGGUGUCCUCUAGCACGUAUCGAGAUCAGACUCGUGUCUAUGGCUCGCGGGUAACGGCCGGGUUCGCAUACACGAAGGAGAGACAGAAGGGCCCGAGGAAAGCCGAGAGUGAGACGAAAGUGUCACACGUUAGCUCGCUGGCACUAAAUCGAAGCGCGAUAUCGAACGAUUCUCCCCUCGAGUCACGUCCCGAGUGCGAUCUCCGCGAUACUCGAACGUUUUUAUAAAAUUUGCGGUUAGAAUUGCGUUUUUCUCUUUUUAUUUCGAAUGCGCGCGUGUCGCCACCUAUCGCGCAACGUCGAUCCGACAGCAGGGACGACGGCAGGAAGUUACGGUGAAGGCGAUUGGAGCACGCGAGCGUCUCGGUUGAAUCGAACGAUCGCGCCUUGUUCGGCGACGCGCGUCACUUUACCGGGUCCGUGCUCGUCGCGAACGAUCGUCCGGUCGACGCAAUUCUGACAGACGCAUCACGACGUCCGUUCGAUCGCCCUUUUACGUUGUACCUGUCUCCCGUGCGGCCGACAUGGCGGCGCACCGAUGAGCCAAUCACAGCGCCGCUCUCAUCGCCAUUGAACGACGGUUCCGUCCGCCGCUGGCGCAGCUAGAGACCUCUUCUUCUGGCGUAGUUCGCGUCACUCACCGAUCUCGCUAUCGAAUCUUGACGAGUGUUUUUUUCGCUAAUCGAAGUAUACGCGGUGCGUCGAGCGUGAAAGGGUAGAGACGGUGAAUAUCGCGACGCGGGCAUCCGUUCGAGUCGCGCCGCGGCGAUUGUGUUUGGUCACGUGACCGCGCGGAACCGACCGUGGGCCGUGAGAAAUGGCGCAAAGAUCAGAGUGGAUCGGACAUCAUGGAUGGAUCCAGUUCGUUGCCGCGGCGAUGUCACUUGUGUUUGUUUACAAGCGUGCGAGCACGCGCGCCACGUGCUGAGUGAGGAGGCGAGGCGAGACGUGGAGAGGUGAGGAGAGACGAAAAGAUAGGUGAAGGAAGGCAGACGGGGCAGACAGGCGGGCAGGCAGGCCCUAACAGCGAUCCCCCCCUCAUUUAUAUAGGCCCCCUCGUGUUCCGAAACAAGAUUGACAGCGCCGGUGCCGGUAUUAACGACAGCGAUCCAAGGAUCGACGAGGACCACGGCGACGAACAGCAAUAAUGACAGGCAGGGGCUCGAAGAGGCGGGGGCGUCCGCCCAAGUCUGUGGUGAUGGAGCGACCGAAGAAGUUCCAAUAUCACCUGAUGAAGAAGCCCAAAUACUUGCAAAACAGGACGACGACGGGGACGCCCGGUGGUGGCGCCGAGACACCGGGUUCGCAGCCGAGCACGCCGACGGCGUCGCGGCCGACGUCGCCGUCGGUCGAGAGCGAGGAGAACAGUAAGCGCAACACGAGGAAUCAACGUAAGCCACGAGGUCCGCGCGACAGGCACUCUCGCAAGGGCGGCCACUCCGGAUCUGCAGGUGGUUCCUAUCAGCGUCGCGGUUAUAAUCCCAACGUGGAUUAUCACGAUUCCGAGUACCACUACGGUUCGGAUUUCGGUGACGAGUCCAGCGACAAGAGCGAACCCGAGGAAGAUCCACUGCCGAGCGACGUAGAAUCCUCCGAGAGUAUAGAGGAGCCCGAUCCUUCUAGCGACAGUGACUUUUCUUUAUCCAGUUACAGCACUACCAGUGGCACACCCAGAAAGACGCUGCUCAGUCAGCAGCGACCGCCCAGUCCCGAUCCACUGUGGCUGCAGAACAGAGAACUGCCGCCCUUGGUAUUACCAAAGACCUCGGACGAUCUGCUGCUUUCUAAAGAACUGGUCAUGCCGUCGUUGUCCGUCUACGAAGUGCUUAGGCACUUUCGUACCUUGGUGCGUUUGUCCUCCUUUAGAUUUGAGGACUUUUGCGCCGCUCUUGUUUGCGAGGAUCAGACUAACUUGCUGGCAGAGAUUCACAUCAUGCUAAUUAAGGCGUUACUGCGUGAGGAGGACUCACAGCAGACGCAUUUUGGUCCACUGGACCAGAAGGAUUCAGUGAACGUUAGCCUGUAUUUUGUGGAUUCUAUGACAUGGCCAGAAGCGCUACGUUCGUAUGUAGAAAGCGACAAGAGUUUUGAUCAGAAUAUUUUACAGAUAUUAACCACAACUGAAUAUCCUUUUACUGCCAUCGAGAAUAGAAUCAAGGUCCUACAGUUUUUAACAGAUCAAUUUUUAAUCACUAAUCCUGUGAGGGAAGAUUUGUUACAUGAAGGGAGUAUGCAUUACGAUGAUCACUGCAGAGUAUGCCAUCGACUGGGAGAUUUGUUGUGUUGUGAGACUUGUCCUGCUGUGUUUCACUUGGAAUGCGUGGAGCCGCCGUUGGUCGAUGUUCCUGCCGAUGAUUGGCAGUGUAGCACAUGUAAAGCGAACAAAGUGAUGGGUGUUGUGGAUUGUAUUCCCGAUGUCGAGAAGAACGGAUCAUUGUGUAGACAGGAGCAUUUAGGAUUCGACAGACACGGCAGAAAAUAUUGGUUCCUCGCGAGAAGAGUUUUUGUCGAGAGCGAAGACGGCGAGGUGUGGUAUUAUAGUACGCCAUUACAGCUGGAGGAGUUGAUGCUCGUGUUAGAUCAGAACGAAAUGGAAGUGGCGCUUUGUCGCGAGUUGUCAGAUUACAAGGAUGAGAUAGUUCGUCAAAUGGAACUCACGGAAACUAUUACUAAUCAAUUCAAAGGAAACAAGAAAUCGUACCUAGAAAUAGAAAACAGUCUUAUACAAAAGAUACAAAAAGAACGACAAGAAAAACAGGAGAAAGAGGAGGAGGAGAAAAAGGAGAAACAAAGGCAAGAGGCAGAGGAAAUGAUACGCAGGAUGCACGAAGGUACUGACUCUCUCGAGGAGCGUAUGGCAAUUGUGACGGAUCAAAGUGAGGCCAAGGUAUCCAGUGCGGAGUCAGUUACCCAAGUACCUAAAGUGGUCGGCGAAACUGUCGAAGUCGAUGCCGACGCAUCAUCAUCUGCGAAUACGGACAAAAUUACUGCGAAAACUAGCACCUCUACGUCAUCGUCCGAGGAUAUAGAUGAAGAGGUCUUGGAGGGAGAAGAGAAGAUUGGGAAAGACGGCAAGAAGCACACCAUCGUAACGAGAUCAAAAACCGGAUCGUUGCAGCCACGAACCUUUAACAUGGAUGAUUUGAAGAGACGAAGUAUGGCACCGUUGUCGAAGGAGGAACUAGAGAAGCUGGAUAAGAGUUUGAAAGACUCCGAGGGCGACGGUACUAGAUUAACGCGUCAGAAAGCACAUCAAAUCGCGUCCGGCACUCAUUUAUUCAAACUAGGAAUGGACAACAAUUUUAAGUCGUACGUCAAUCAGUACAGCAACAACCCUACCGCGUUGAAUAAAAUGCAGAGGAACGAGGAACGUGACAAGAAACGUCACUUGUCGCACAAAUUCUCGCUCACCCAGGUCUCGGAAUUUAAAUGGGUGGGCAGCCUGACGGGCACUCGUGCCCUCUUGGUCAGCACCUUACGUCAGACAAUCUUGCAGCUUGAGAGCAAUAUUCAGGCGCCGUUCAUGCAUACAAAUUGGCCGUUACUACGUAAACCGUGGACUGCGGCAGUAGGCGCGUGCGUGAAUCCGCGUGACUUUGCACGUACUCUCAUCGUCCUGCAGGCGUGCAUCAAGUCCGUUGUAUUUGCGAGUGUAUGGCAUGAUCAACUUGGUCAUGUGAAACUGCAACGAGUGACCGCACUUGAGCGCGAAGAGAGGAAGCGACAGGACAAGAAGGAGAAAAAAGAGAAGGAAGAUGAGGAGGAGCGUAAUCGGCUCUUUAACUUUGUCAAGUACACUCUUGGCAUGAAACAUCAAGUGUGGAAACAGAAAGGCGAGGAGUACCGGCUGCAUGGCCAGGGCGGCUGGCUGUGGGUAUCAGCCAGUCGUCGUUAUAGAUUUUCGGAGAUGACAAAGUUGGGCCUACGGGCCGGUCCACAGAAAAUCAUGGUGCAAAUCAGAGAUCAAGGCGGUUUAAAGAUUCUCGCGGUUGAUCCGCCUACCUAUGAAUUUCUCAUUAAGGAGUACUGUCCGAGCAAAACGGAGAACGGCAUCACGGUGAAGCAAGAAAUCAAGGAGGAAGAUGUAGGAAAUGAUGCAAUCAAACAGGAGUACAAUCCGGAAGGUGUAAAAAAGGAACCUACGACGAAUGGUAUUGAUUCCUCUUUAGCAAAGUCGGAAUCCCAAUCGAUCAAACAAGAAACGAAGAUGAAUCUAUCAUUUUUAGCUGGCAUGAAAAUCGAAAAGGUUUUUACCCCAAUUACUGAAUUUGAUGAGGUUGACAUCACUAAAGCGCUAACCAGUCCUGGAAGAUUGCUUUAUCCAAAAAUUGCAAAAAAGACGAGGAUCGACGAUUUCUUGGCACGUAGAACACAUUUAAAACUUUUGGAAGAAAGGAGAUUGCUGCAAUCUGAAAAAACGAAAGAAGCAAGCAAGACGGCAAAUCAGAAGAGCGGAGGUGGCGGAGAUUCUUUGGAAGUCGAUAUGGAAAAUCACGAAGAGAGUGAUAUGGAUGGCACUAGCGUUGUUAGCGGUGGUGGAGAUGGUUCUCUCUUACCAUCGUCCGUCGGUAAACAGCAGCAAGCAGGCAAAACAGCAACAGCAGUUGUUUCUGCAUCCACAAAGGAAAUGCUAACGGCAAUCAGCAAGCGUAUCCAGCAGAUACGCGCGCAAUACGCGAACACCAUUAAGCUUUGCAAGAAUGUCGGCUGUUACUCGCGCUACUGCAACAUGAACAAUGGCGGCAAGAAGAAUGCUGUGCAAGUUAAUACCGCUCAAGUCAUCGCCGUGCAUAUCUCUGAUACCUGUUAUUCACCUCUAUGCAUGCAAAGGACGCGUUUGAAGCGCGAGCUAAUCGCACUGGCGCGCAAAGCAAACGCGCUCAACAACAAUCAACAGUCAUCUCCUUCCUCGUCCUCAUCGCAAAUCAUCAGUGUAAAAACAGAAACUCCGGACGAGACGAAGGAUGCGAUCAGACGGGAUUUGGAAUCGGCAGUGGCAUCAGCGACUCACUGCAACGAGGAAUCUGCGACGAAGGAUGCCGUUUCACCUUCAUUACCUUUAAAGAAGAUCAAAAUUGAGAACGACAAAGGGGAGACGACCGUCACGACGAGCAACGUCGUUACAACCACCACGACGAUAACGACGACUCGACAAACAGUAACGAAGAGUUUGGAUGGUGCGAUGCAGGAACAUUCUACCGUGAAUCGUAAUUCCACGAUUGUCUCGUCGGAAGUUACGACCACAACGACGGAUAAAAGUGGUACGAAAACGGUGAUGAUUGUGAACCGUAGAGGAAGGACAGUGCAGCGAAGUGCGAUUACUAAGGAACUGCAUGCCGAUGGCAGCGAGCGAAUUUACACGACGACGUCGACGAAGGGCAAAGUAUACUUGAAGAAGGUGUCCAUUUCGUUGGCCGAUCGUAGGAAAAAACGUACCCCAGUCAAGUAUCCGCUCUGUUCGACCUUUUGCACGAGAAAUAAGCAUCGCAGUAUAUUAGUGCUUCCUCAACACGAGCUGAGGAAAAUGUCUCGCGUUGGCGGUAAAACGCCCGUAUUAGGAUUUCAUCAUCAAGCCAAGGCGAAUAUGUCGGUGUGGCCGUACCCAUGUCCCAGACCUUUGUUCAAGACUUGCUGGUUAUACAGAACAGUUGGUCUAAGAUCGCUAGCUGCUGCCGCGAUUCAAUUGAGAAUACUCUGGGCUUGUCUCAGGUGGGACGACAUGGCGGCUAAGCCGUUGUCUACUGACGGCAAAAAUCAGAUUACUACUGAUACGGAGAUCAUGUCGCUAGAAAUAUUGAAGCAUCGGCAUGUCGGACAGUUCCUCGACAGAACGCAGUAUCUACGCAGGAAGGUCGUAAUACCGCUCGAGCUUCCGAAGCAAGUUAGAGAGGUCACGUCUAUAAGAAGUGGUCUGAGGAAACGAAAGCGUCCGGAAUCUCCGCAGAGCACCGAACCACAAGUCACCGAGGAAUGGGUUGACGAGGAUAAGUUGGAGUUAUGGGAGAUCAAACAGUACGGCGACAGGUUAGAGAAGGCUAAUGCCCAGAUUAUUACUAGGAGUCGUUCGGGAGCGCCACAAUCAGUGGUCGUCAGCGGUGGUAAUAGAACCGCCGUUGCCGCCGCCACCGGUGGCACGACCGGACUCUCCGGCGAUCAGCUCGUGAGCGGCAAAGCGACGCCGGAAGAGAUCAAGGAGAAGAUGGAGCAACAGUUGCGUAUACAACGAGCGGCUCAUCAACAAAAGCGUGCCCUAGAGACCCUUAAGAAUCAACCGGCGAACUCGACAUCACCCGUUACUCAGCUCGUCAAAGUCACAGCUAAUUCUUCUCACGACGGCACAGUUAAAUUAGUCUCGAAAGUCGCGAUUCCGGCGAAUCCGAACAGCACAAAGUCGCAAUUGACUUCUCUUUUGGCGACUCCUACGCAGAACAAAACUUUUAUCGGUACACGGCGAAUCUACAUGACGAAAUCAGCUGAUGGAACCACUAAGGUAGUGUCCGGUCCUACUAGUAUUUUACCAAAAACACCGCAAGCUCAGUCAUUGAACCAGUCAUCCUUAAUUAAAAUAACGCAAACAGGUACCACCAAUUCGCCUGUACAAGUGCAACAGAAAGUGCAAAUUCUUAGAGGGCCAGAUGGAAAGUUACAAGUGCGUGGUUUGUUGCCUGGUCAGCAGUUGAUCCAGAUGCCUGAUGGGAAAUUACAUGUACUGAAUGUGAGCCAAACAGUGGGCACUCCUUCUUCACAAUCAAACUCGACAACACCUACAAGCACUCCGCAGACAAAGACUGCGACUGUAGUUAGUUCUACCAAGAUGGCAAUUUCCGAAACUUCUGCGACUAAAACCAGUCCGAGUACAAAAACAACAGCGAAUUCAACGACACAACAAGCACAACAAUCGCCGCAGCAAGUCGUACAGACUGUCCAACGCGUGAAAUCCGCGACUUUGGCUCCCGCCACACCGACGAAGAAUGCCAUUGUAGUUGCCAAUACAGGACAGACUGCACAGGUAAUAACCCUUCAUAGACAAGUGAUAAGUGGCAAUCAAAUAGUGGUUACGAACGCAAACUUUGCCCAACAAUUGGUGGCGACAGGUAAAGCACAAUUGACAACAAUUGGGGGCCAUCAAGUGGUAAUACGUAGCACACCUACUGGAAAUCAAAUUGUACAUCUGAAUUCGACAAACAGUGGUAUAAUCGUGAAAAGUACCGUCCCUGCCAAUAAGCAACAGCAAGUUACACAGCCUUCGAUAGUUACGGCACAGUCCGUUGCUAGUACAAAUGCGAGCGCAACGACCACUACCGCGACUUCUACUGCAUCGGUGACGACCACUCAGAGCUCCGUCACGGCUCCAGCUCCGGGAAGUAUCGAGGCUUCCUUGCUGGCGGGACAACCGCCCGGCACGGUGAUUAAAUGUGUGACGGCCCAGGUGAUCCAGACAACCGACGGCCCGCGUAUCGUACUACAGGGUCUACAGAGCGCGGAUUUCACACCGCAACAAUUAAAUAUGGUGCAGCAGCAAGUGAAGCAACAGCUUCUCAAAGCGCAAGCAACAACCGGCAAACAAGGUGUAUUAGGACCUACGAAGAUUUACUUGGCCGUUCAACCGGUUCAAGCUCCCAACAACCAGCAGCAGCAACAGCAGACUUCGCAGGUUUCGUCGACGGCAAGUACCCCCGUGGCGUCGACUCCGAAACAGCAACAACCUAUAGUUUCUCCACCGCCUGCCACUGAGCCGCAAGGGGCCAUCGAAACCAUUCCAGAAUUUCCACAAGCGGUAACGCCAAAAUCGACGGAUAAACCGAAAGUGGUUGUUCAACAAGUAGGACGCGUGGCGAAUGCAACGGAAGACGAUGCGCAAAAGGCGAACAUAGCCAAUGGGCAGCAACCUUCAUCGCAGUCUUUGAAAGAAGGAAGUGAAUCGUCAAAUAAAUUUAUACUGACGCCAGACUACAUCCAACAAACAAUUAAAAAUGCCUUGAAACAAGAAAACCUCAAUCCGGAGAUAGAAGAAAAAUUGUUGCAAUUGCAACGUUAUCAAGAGAAGCAGAUGAAGGGCGGUGUGGAGAACUCUGUGACAAGCAACCAGACUCAUCACAAUUCGCCCGCAGUAACGACGCCGCGUCCGCCAUCGCGCAAACGGCCGGCACCUUCGUCGAACAUUCCAACGACGGCGACGACAACGACGACGCCGACGAUCAUUCAAUCAUCGCCUAGCGUCGGCGAUGACAAAGACGACAAAGAUUGGGUAGAGACACCCAGAAAGAGACCGGCGCUGAAACAGGAAAAUCGCGAUACGACCCCAAAAGUGUCGAAGCUAUCGGAGGCAUUAGAUAAUGAGUCAUCCCCUAAAAACCGAUCUGCAAAAUUGAAAGAUACACAAGAGCGAAGAAAACAACAGAUGCAUUCUCGAAUGCAGGUUUUAUUGUUUCGGCAUAAAGAACUUCUUAAGAAAGAUAUUCUUAAGAAGAGAGCUUUACUUGAGAAAGAGCUUCAAAUCGAUAUACAGAAGGAUCUGUCAACGGAACUCGCUACCAGGACGAAAGCGGAGAGGCAUAAGCAGGACGAGGUGAAAGUAGGCAGUGCGAAACGAAAAGCCAAUGCUCAAGUGGCACAACAGGUCAGCCCAUCUAGCCGGAGCGGUGGUAGCAGCAGGCCGAAGAAACACAAGACCCAGAGUAACAGCACGACACCACCUGGCGGUUCGGCGUCCGCGACUCGCAUCAAGAAAGAGAAGCUAUAUUGCUUGUGCAGAACCCCCUACGACGAGACUAAAUUUUAUGUGGGAUGCGAUUUGUGCAACAAUUGGUUCCAUGGUGAUUGUGUUGGCAUAACGGAGGAGAUGAGUAAAUCUCUGUCGGAAUUCGUUUGUACAGAAUGCAGACAUGCAAGAGACACGCAGGAAUUAUACUGCUUAUGUAAGCAGCCUUAUGACGAAUCUCAGUUUUAUAUAUGCUGCGACAAAUGCCAAGACUGGUUCCACGGCCGAUGUGUCGGUAUUCUUCAAUCAGAGGCUGACAACAUUGACGAGUAUGUCUGUCCGAAUUGCCAACGUAACUCCUCUGUCAACUUUGCCAAUAUGAAAAACCUUAAUGCAAAGGAUCUCGAUCUGUUGAAGAAAUUAAUUAAACAGAUACAGGCUCAUAAGAGCGCAUGGCCCUUUAUGGAACCAGUAGAUCCCAAUGAAGCACCAGAUUAUUAUAAAGUUAUAAAAGAACCAAUGGACUUGCAGACUAUUGAAUUGAGAAUAAAUGACCGGUCCUAUAAAAAACUGAGCGAGUUUAUCGGUGAUAUGACAAAGAUAUUUGAUAAUUGUCGCUAUUAUAAUCCCAAGGAGUCGCCAUUCUUCAAAUGUGCCGAGUCUCUCGAGACAUACUUUGUUCAUAAAAUCAAGAGUCUGAGGGAAAAAUUCUCCGAAGGGAAGUAAAUCAAUCAAAAAGAAAAAAAAAAUUAAAAAAUAAAUAAAACCGAUGUAGCCGCAUGUGAAGUCGGAUCGAAAUGAAGUGCACAAGAAUUAAUUUACUGUGCAGUGCGUGUCACGCAAAACAGAACAGAACAGUUUGUGCCAGUACAGUACACUACACAUAGAAAAAUUGAAACUUUCUCAGAGUAGGCUUAAGUAUGUAAAAGUAGAGAACGCACCGGUCUCCGCUAUAUUUAUUAUAGUUGUGUGAACAUUCUCCUCUUCCCCCCCCCCUCCCCCCUUCCUCUUGCAACUUGCGAAUUCUGAGUUCCAAUUAUGCUGUACGAAGUGUGAAUUUUAAACCAGAACUUACAGCUCAUGCCGUAAGAUCUUACCUACGAAACUUUUUUUCGUUGCUUAUUACUAAGUAAACAAGAAAUAGAAAGCCAUAUAUAGGAUAUAAUUAACUCUUAUUUUAUUUUUUUUAACUAUUAUUUUCCGUAUUAAAAUACAAUUAUGUAACAUAAUUCUUUUGUUUUUAUUACCAAAAACCCCUUUAAUUUUUCAUUAUUUUUUCUGAUACAUAGAAAUAGAGAAUUUGACAGAUUGUAAGAUCCGUUUCACAGUUCAUUUUUUUAUAGCUGUGACAACGAGCAUAGCAUUCCCAAAUCACUCUUCAAAUCCUUCCUACAGUUUUUUGCAACACUUUAAAUAUUCUUAUCACACUUCUCUUAGAACAGAUAUAAAUAAUAUUCAGAUUUUCGCCUCUUUGUAUCGCAUAUGCCUCAUGAAUACAAGAAGAAUAUUCAUUAGUCAUAUGGAUAUUAAAUAUGCUAAAUAGAAAGUAACAUACAAAA